CAUGCUUAGGGAAGUAUCAUACCAAAUAUCUGAUAGCUACAAUUGGCAGGGAAGUAUUAUUAUAACACAUUAAACCCUACUUGGUCUCUUCUUAGUUAGUCUCCAGCGAAUAGAAGUGCCAUAAAUCCAUCAAAAAUAGAAUAAAGUAGGAAUCAGAAGACUUCUUAAAUGGGUCUAUGAUUACUUGUUCGGAUAGAGACUAAGGCUAAUACUUUGUAGUAAAUAGUUUUGUUUUUUUCAAUACUUAGAUUAUUUAUUAAAUACUUGAUAAUUAAUUAUGGUGCACCAAAUCUGAAUCCAAAGAAACUCUUAUUUCUUGUAGAUCAUUUCACCACUGAUAUAGUCGUAUUAAUCUUUUUUCAUAAAUGAAUUUUAUAAAACUUUUGAAAGAAGUUUAAUCUUGGGUAGUCUUGAUAAUACUUUUAAUUCAUCUGUCUUUUUGUUUAUAAAAUUAUUGCUCAGAAUCUGCUAAAGAAAUUAUUAAAAAAAGCAAAUAGUUGAUGAAUUUAAGAAAUUAGAGAAUUAGCAUAUCUAAGGAAAUACGUAAAAACAAUCAUAAAAUUCAAGUCUUAAACUAAAACUUUAAGUCAAUAGCUGCGAAAAAUUAAGGAGAAAUGUCCCUAAUUUUAAGAUGAUACCUAGACUGCCUGAAUAUUUGAUAUUUGAGGUUUGA
Messenger RNA from Paramecium sonneborni, 673 nucleotides. Lineage: Eukaryota; Ciliophora; Oligohymenophorea; Peniculida; Parameciidae. The record is from the annotation of a GenBank genome assembly.